AUGGCGGUCGCAUUGCCCAUGGAAUCCAACCCGGAUACAAUGAAUAAAUAUUUAGAGAAGUUGGGCGUUUCGGAAAAAUGGCGUAUGGUUGACGUAAUAGGUUUAGAAGAAGAGGCCCUGAGCUGGGUCCCUCGCCCAGUGCUAGCUAUAAUCCUGCUCUUCCCGCUGUCUGAUGCCUAUGAAAAACAUCGCCGCGACCAGGAAAAUGAAAUCCAAGUCAAAGGGCUGGAACCUCCCAAAGACGUGUUCCAUUUAAAACAAGUUCUCAGCAAUGUAUGUGGAAUUAUAGCCCUAGUACACAGCGUCGCAAAUAAUGUUCCCCACAUUGAACUCAACGACGGGUUGCUUAAGACAUACAUCGAUGAAGCGAAGAAUCUCGAUGCUACAGCCAAAGGUGCACUAUUAGAAAACUCUGCUUUUUUGAACGCGUACAGGGAGAUAGUGCGCACGGGAAGUGAGCCCGGUACCGAGGGCGAGGAAGCUGUUAACAAUCACUUUGUGACUUUCAUCCACAAGGACGGCCACCUGUUCGAGCUGGAUGGACGCAAGGCAUUCCCUAUAAACCAUGGCAAGACUACUCCCGAGCGUCUCUUAGAGGACGCGGCGAAGGUCUGUCGUGAAUUUAUCGCCAGGGAACCAGAUAACAUCGGCUUCAAUGUGGUAGCUCUUGUCCCAGCACAGUAA
Messenger RNA from Spodoptera exigua (beet armyworm), 684 nucleotides. The record is from the annotation of a GenBank genome assembly. NCBI's taxonomy places the organism in Eukaryota, Metazoa, Arthropoda, Insecta, Lepidoptera, Noctuidae.